UCCCGGUAGUAAAAUCAUCUCAGAAGCUUGUGCUUGCUUGUACACUGCUGAGAAAAAUCCUCCGCAGUUAUUAAUGAAACCGUGAUCAUAUGAAAAAUUAGGGAAAGCACAUAAAUUCAAACAAGCAUUUACAAAACUACAUGCAUUGCAGAAGAUAAAGAAGCUAGCCUGUGCACAAAACCGAAUUGUUUUGAUGUGGAAUUUGACCAGGUGUUAAAAUACAAAAGGCUUCCAGUCCAGCACAAGGUCUCGGGAUGAGCUUCUUCAGUUUCGGGCAGAGUGCUGAAAUUGACAUAGUUCUGAAUGAUGCCGAGACGAGAAAAAAAGCGGAGCACAAAACAGAGGACGGAAAAAAGGACAAAUAUUUUCUCUUCUACGAUGGGGAGACAGUCUCUGGGAAAGUCAACGUAACCCUGAAGAAUCCAGGAAAACGUCUGGAACAUCAAGGCAUUAAAAUUGAAUUUAUCGGCCAGAUCGAGUUGUAUUAUGACAGAGGGAACCACCAUGAGUUUGUCUCUCUGGUAAAGGAUUUAGCUCGGCCUGGAGAGAUGACCCAAUCUCAGACCUUUGAUUUCGAAUUCACACACGUGGAGAAACCAUACGAGUCCUACACAGGCCAGAAUGUAAAGCUUCGCUAUUUCCUGCGGGCGACGAUCAGCAGGAGACUAAAUGACAUCUGCAAAGAGAUGGACAUCGUGGUGCACACGCUCAGCACGUAUCCAGAACUCAACUCCUCCAUAAAGAUGGAGGUGGGAAUCGAGGACUGUCUGCACAUCGAGUUUGAGUACAACAAGUCCAAGUAUCACCUGAAAGAUGUGAUUGUGGGGAAGAUAUAUUUCUUGUUGGUGCGAAUUAAGAUCAAACACAUGGAAAUUGAUAUUAUUAAACGUGAAACAACAGGAACAGGUCCAAAUGUGUACCAUGAAAAUGACACCAUCGCAAAAUAUGAGAUUAUGGAUGGUGCACCUGUCCGAGGUGAAUCAAUCCCAAUCCGUCUUUUCUUGGCUGGGUAUGAGAUGACGCCCACCAUGAGAGACGUAAAUAAGAAAUUCUCUGUUCGUUAUUACCUGAAUCUCGUACUCAUUGACGAAGAAGAAAGGCGCUAUUUCAAGCAACAGGAGAUCACACUAUGGAGAAAAGGAGAUAUUGUAAGAAAGAGCAUGUCCCACCAUGCUGCCAUUGCCUCUCAGCGCUUUGAGGGUUCAGCAAAUGCAGAGAAAGCUCUCGCUCAGGCUAAAGAGGAAAACUAAACCACGCCAACCUAUCAUCUCGUGUGUGUGUGUGUGUGUGUGUGUGUGUGUGUGUGUGUGUGUGUGUGUGUGUGUGUGUGUGUGUGUGUGUGUGUGUGUGUUACAGAGAGUGUGAGGUGUGAACUCCCAAAAUAGUUGGGCAGUGUAAACAAUGGAGUUUAACAUUCCUAAACAUUAUAGUUUAUGAUCAACAUGCUCUUAAGUACAAUAGCUCUUAAAAGGGAUGAAUAAGAAAAGGAAAAACGCUUAAUUCCAAAAACCUUGAUUUGAUUUUUACAAAUUCUUAGGCUUACUUUCUUAGGUCCACCAUCAUGGAAUGAUCUUGCCCUGUGUAUUUAAUUGAAAUCCUCAUUAGGUUUCAAUAUAUCAACAAUCCUUCUCAAAACACAAACACAUUCCAUUCUCUAUUUUCCAUUCGUUUUUUUUAUAUUUGUUAUUUUUCUUGCAUUACAUACACUAUACAUUUAUACAGAGUUUUUGUUCCUUAUGAAAUUGCAUUUAACAAAUUCAUAUUUUUUCAAACCGUUUUUAUGGAAAGUAAACUUUUAUAUAGAAUAUG
Molecule: messenger RNA, 1809 nt
Organism: Misgurnus anguillicaudatus (oriental weatherfish)
Lineage: Eukaryota; Metazoa; Chordata; Actinopteri; Cypriniformes; Cobitidae
Gene: vps26bl
Product: vacuolar protein sorting 26 homolog B, like
Biological process (GO): intracellular protein transport
Source: RefSeq, a predicted model, not a curated record